AGCAACAAACAAGCAAUCAGGCAAAAACCAAUGAGCAAUUCUUCUUCUUCUUUGGCACUACAACCGCUGUGCGGUCUUGGCCUGCACCAGAAACAAUGUUAAUGUCAAUUAUCCCUGGUGCUAUCCCUGGUGCAAAAAUUCGUGCUUUCCGUAGUUUUUAAGCUUUUUCGCGAGCAACUUUACAAUAUGUCACUAGUGCGGUCAUUUCAGAUUCUUCUACCGAAGCUUCCAUCCGUGCCAUUUAUCGGCGUCAAUGUGGCCAACACAGUUACAGAUACUACAUCAGGCGGUGCGUGGGGGCUGCUUUUGACGCGUACCGUAAUGCGGAAUCACUUUCCUCGAGCACGCGAAACCAAACGAGUGCGAGUUCAUGGCUGGCUCAAGAGAAUGUCCACUCCUGCAGGGCGGCGUAUAUUGAUGCGGCAAAUACUCAAAGGGAAGCACGUACUAUCGCACUGA
Messenger RNA from Anopheles bellator, 459 nucleotides. RefSeq names its product large ribosomal subunit protein bL34m (gene mRpL34). Gene Ontology annotation, biological process: translation. Gene Ontology annotation, molecular function: structural constituent of ribosome. The record is from RefSeq and is a predicted model, not a curated record. NCBI's taxonomy places the organism in Eukaryota, Metazoa, Arthropoda, Insecta, Diptera, Culicidae. The transcript has 2 exons. The coding region runs from base 187 to 459 and encodes 90 amino acids. Gene Ontology annotation, cellular component: mitochondrial large ribosomal subunit; ribosome.